Laetiporus sulphureus 93-53 is the source of this 1002-nucleotide messenger RNA. RefSeq names its product mitochondrial carrier. The record is from RefSeq and is a predicted model, not a curated record. The transcript is spliced from 5 exons. Bases 1 to 1002 code for a protein of 333 amino acids. Lineage: Eukaryota; Fungi; Basidiomycota; Agaricomycetes; Polyporales; Laetiporaceae.
AUGACCUCCUCCCUCCCGCCGCUCAUCCAGGCCUGUUCGGGCGCGCUCGCCAGUGCGUCCGCCAAUGCUAUCUCCUAUCCGCUAGACCUGGUGGCGACGAGGGUACAGACAACGAGGAAUCCUCAUUUGCACGGUGAGCGCAAAGGCGCAAUGCGCAUCCUUCGGCAUAUCCUGCGCACGCAGGGGCUGUCUGGACUCUACGAAGGUCUCGGAGCAGAUACUGCAUCUACUGUUGUGUCAAACUUCCUAUACUUCUACUUCUACACCCUCCUCCAUGCCAUCGUCGCCAGGCGGCGCGCCCAUUCAUCCGCGCCACUUUUGACUGCACUCAAGCGCGCUCUGACAGCCCCCACUCCACCAGUCCCACUGGGAAUAUCCGCAGAGCUUGCAGUUGGGUUUGUCGCGGGGGUGGCAAGUCGUGCCGUGUCCACACCUCUGAGCGUCAUCACCAUUCGCCUACAAAGCGGCGACGAAGACGACGACGAAGAUAGCACAGCAGCCGCGACGGAGCACAAUGAGAGUGGAAAGCGGGAGGCAGGAGUACCGAGUCCGGUCAAGACGCGCGAGAGCUUGAUGGACGUCGUGAGGAGCGUAUAUGCGGAACAGGGCUUCCGCGGCUUCUGGGCAGGUUUCGCCCCAACCCUUCCUCUCGCACUCACUCCCGCUCUAACGCUGCUCCUCUACCAACUCCUUCGGCAGCUCCGCCUCCCGUCCGUCUCCUCGGUUCGUAGGCCGGCCUACGCCGCAGUUAGAACCUUCAUAGAUGGCGCAUGUGCGAACGCGCUGGCGCUGGCUCUGCUGUACCCGUUGAUUCUGGCGAAGGUGCGCGUGCAAGCAUGGCAUUCGGAUCCUGAUGCCCCUACAAUGCUGGAUAUAUGGCGUGUCGCGCAUGCAACGCGCGGAUGGGCAGGCCUGUACGAUGGGCUGGGAACGCAGCUCGUGAAGGGAUUUGUGAGCCAAGGAGUAACAAUGAUGGUGAAACAGCGGCAAGUUCUUCUGUAA